This is a messenger RNA of Ambispora leptoticha, 1614 nucleotides long. NCBI's taxonomy places the organism in Eukaryota, Fungi, Glomeromycota, Glomeromycetes, Archaeosporales, Ambisporaceae. The record is from the annotation of a GenBank genome assembly.
AUGACCAUUUCCAAAUUUACCGAAAAAGAUUUAGAAAAAUUAGAAGGCGAAGCCGAGUUAAAAAUUUAUAAAAAUUUUCAAGUUCAAAACCUACAAUUAGGUUUACCGCCUCUCAAACCAGCCGAGGAAAAACAAUUUCUUUUAGCAGAAAAAGCAACUUAUUUAUUCCAAAAAAUUUUUGGUUCCGAUAAUCCUACUUCACCCACUAAUUUGGACCAAUUCCAAAAAGUCCAAGAGGAAAUUUUAGGGCAAGUUAGUGCGGCCAUGCUGGCGGACCAUGAGAGUAAGUUCGCCGAGUUUUUACGAGAUAAAAGAAAAUUAACCCCUGAACAAGUUUUAAAUGGAGAGGGAGGACAUAUAUCAGAAUUAAGAUAUAUUUUUUUUAACGGACCACCGGUUCAAGUUCCCAGAGUACCUUCCCCUUCCCGGAAAGCCGCCCAAGAGGAAAUUAAAGGUAAUCGGGAAAAUAUUCCUCCGCCCAAAGAAACUAAUUUUAACAGUUCCGAUCUUAAUAAUCUAUUAAAUAAAUUAAAAGGAGAGUUUGAACAAGAUGGGCAAAAAAACCAUUCCUCUCCUUUACCAGAUUUAAGUCUGGGUCCAAAUAGUAUUAUGUCAGGAGACAAAGAAAAAAUGCCGUGGCUUGCUUUUACUAUUAAUAUUUAUAAUAGAAAUAACCUUCCUGGUUUUUGUGUUUUUGACCCUGCCACUUUCGCAGUUUCUCACGGUGAAGGUGAUUUAGUUACUUUACAAUUGGAACUGAAAAGAUUAGAAGACAAAAAAAUCAAGGAUGACGCUUUGGAGGAUGAGCAAAAGAAAGAUCGAUUACUAAUCUCUGGUGCUCGUGACGUUAAAAUUGGUGUUCCUGGUGUCAAACAAAAAUCUUAUCGUUUUACUCGCAUGUUCCGUAAUCAGGCUAAUGCUUAUGAUCUCAACGAUACCAACCACUUUAUUGGAGUAUUACGAGAUAAAGGAGUAAUGAGCAAAAGCCCUGCCGAAUUAGUGGGGAGAAUAGUUAAAGAAGCCCGCGGAACCUUAGUGAGAUUAGGACCCGAUGCCUUAGGAUUAAUUGACAGUCAAAAUAAAGACCAACAAGAACGGAGCAAAAAUGAAACUCCUCAAAGUAGAGAAGCUAAUCAAAAAGCAGUUUCAGAACAAGAUUUAAAAGAUAUUGGACUAUCUAAAAGUGAGUUUGAAAACUUAAACACUGCUUUUACGGAUGAAGCUUUGAUUGCUAAUUUAAUUAAGCGAAUUUCCCAAAGCAAUAAACCCGAAAAAGUUGCUGAAUUACUUAAUAAACUUUUUGACCAUUGUCAACCAGUUACCCAAGAAGCCCUUUUUAACCAAAUGGUGGAGAAUAACCCGGUUUUCAGUAGAGAGGAAAAAGAUAAUUUAAAAACCCAACGGGAAGCCUUUCAGAAAAAAACCAAGGAGGAAAAAGAUAAAAUUUUUGAAGAACAAGUAAAUAGUAAUCCGCGGUAUGGUCCCAAAGGAGAGGACACCCAAGAAAGACGCGAUAGAUUUAAAGAGUAUGAAAAAGCGGAUGAGACUAAAAAAGAGCAAUUACAAGCCCAAGAAAACGAGCAAUUUACCCACGGGGAAAAUGCCUUCCAAUGA